Dimorphilus gyrociliatus is the source of this 5042-nucleotide messenger RNA. The record is from the annotation of a GenBank genome assembly. NCBI's taxonomy places the organism in Eukaryota, Metazoa, Annelida, Polychaeta, Dinophilidae.
AUUCGAACGCUUUCGACGCCUAAGUAACGGUCCAAGAUCAUACGGAUCUGAAAAUAGAAGAAAGGUGACAUUAACUACACUUUCAGCUCCUCUAGUCAAAAUCGGAUAUUAAAGAAAAUAUACAGGAAAACUCGUUAGUAUAUUGAGCAGUAAUUAUACCAUCAAAAAAAACUAAAGAGAAGGGAUUGUGGCGAAAACGAGCGUGACUUACAUGAAAAUCCUGAAGGAUGAGGAUCUAUGUGACGCAAUCGAUGAGUCGAUUACGUAAUGGACGCCAUUAAAUUUUGCAUAAUCCUUUUCGUGCCAUUGGCCAACUCCUGGCAAGUUGGUCCCUGGUCCGAUUGCAAGGGUGUGAGAUGUGGUUCGGGAGGGAUACGCACAAGAAAAGUCUGGUGUAAUAACCAAAAUUGCAAUAAAAAACUUCAACCCGUUUCUCAAAAGUCCUGCUUUAAAAUAUGCUCAGAGUUGGAACCCCUUCUUUAUUGGCAAACAUCCGAGUGGUCUGAUUGUCGUUCGACAGAGUGUAAAAGUUUUCGUCAAACCAGAACUGCUCAAUGCAGGUUAAAGUGCCAAAAAUCUCAUGUACCUGAAGAAAUAUGUACGAAAUUUUACAAGAAACCUAAACUUACGAGACUUUGUAGAAAUGAAUGUCCCACUGAUUGCGUAGUAUCAGAGUUUGGUAAUUGGUCUAAGUGUGAUGUCUAUGAUACAAGUUUACUUAAAAAUAUAACGAGAUGGAGAGUAGUCUUGGUCGAACCAAAGUUUGGAGGUAAAGAUUGUCCAACACUGGAGGAAACGAAAAGAUGUUUUAACUAUUCAAAAUCAGUUACAAUGAUGAACUACAAGUAUCGAUACGGAGAGUGGAGUGAAUGUAAGCAAAUCGGCAAUAAGAAUUUUGGUCAGCAGACGAGAAGUUAUGAAUGUAUUGAUUAUACCGGUUCGAAGGUCGAUAUUGGCCACUGUUCAAAUCAUAGGGAAAUAAGAUCAUCAAAAUACUGCCACUUAGAUAACGAUUGCCAUUUAUCGUCUUGGUCGAGUUGGUUUAUUGCCGAAACACGCGAUCACUUUUUUAGGAAAAGGUCAAUACUUGAGAUGGGAAGCGGUAAGAAAAAGUGUGGAAAAUUAGAGCAAAAACGUUUAAUUACGGAUGAAGAUAUAACAGAUGGAUGUGGAAAGUAUAAAUGGAUAUCCGGUGCUUGGUCUAAAUGUCAGUUAAUACUACCAACUGAUCGCUGCGGCAAUGGUCUACAAACUCGUUCUAUCUUAUGCGUUCGAGCUUCUGACGAGCAUCCUGUACUGAAGAAAUCUUGCAAAAGUAUUGAACCAGUUCAUGUCAAAUUAUGCAAAGUAGAGUGCAUAGAUGAUUGUAUACUAUCAUCUUGGUCCACUUGGGGACCGUGCAGGGGCAGUUGUGGAAUAAAACUUCGCCACCGACAACAUUCAAGGUAUCAGAAAAGGGUUAGAAACGUCAUAAGGGAGGGCAUUAAUUGUCCGCACAGAAUAGAAACUAGGCCUUGUAAGGACACUCGGUGCUAUAGUUGGAAAGUUUUGUUCGAGGACGAAUGUAAAGCUAGUGAUCGCAAUGAGCAUGGAGAAAGGUGUGGCUUUGGUUAUAGAAAUAGAACUAUACAAUGCGUAGACUCGAUGGGGCUUAUUGCGAUUUCAAGAGAUCGAUGCCAAUUAAGUCCACCUCCAACAACGGUUACUUGCCAAGUACCUUGCAAUAAUGACUGUGUUUUUUCAAAUUGGUCCGAAUGGUCUAAAUGCGACGAUAGUUGUUCCAAUUCUUAUAGACCUACACUCAGACAAAGAACAAGAGAAAUACUAUCCUUUUCUAGUGCGAAUGGGAAAAAAUGUCCGUCACACUUACUCCAAGAAAAGAAAGAAUGCGAAAGUAAAUGUAGAACUUAUAGAUGGAGGGUUAAUCAGUGGAAAAAGUGUAUACCUCUCGAUAAGACCAGGUUGUGCGGAGAAGGUUAUCAAACUAGAAAUGCUUAUUGUGAAAAUGAUUUAAAUGAGAAGUUAACCGAAAAGGGGGCUGCCAGGUUAUGUGUCCAAGAAUUGAGGCCAGUCUUGCAGCAGAAUUGUACUAUUCCCUGCCCUAAAGACUGCCUAGUGUCAAAAUUCACAAUGUGGACAAAAUGCAGUUUGACUUGCAGAUCAAGUAGAGACAGACGAUUGGCUCUGCAGUACAGAUUUAAAAUAGUUCUCCAACCACCUACUUUGGGCGGUAAAAGAUGCUCAAAGGUAAUGAAUGAGACACAAGUUUGUAGGAAUGUACCAAAUUGCGAGGAUUAUCGUUGGGUAACUAGCGAUUUUUCCAAAUGUCUUUUUCCGCAUGGACACGUCAAAUGUGGAUUAGGAUUAAGGACCAGGAAAGUAGAAUGCAAGAGCAGAUCUGGAGGAUUAAGAAGUGAUGCAGUUUGUAAGAAGGAAUUAGGGCCAGCUCCAAGUAGAACGGAAUCUUGUUUUAUACAUUGUUAUCACCAUUGCAAGAUUUCCAGUUGGUCUACGUGGAGUAGCUGCACUCAUAGAUGCGGUGGCCAUAAAGUUAGAAGAAGACAACUUGAAUCCGGAAAUGAUAAAUGCAAGAAAAUUUACGCAUUAAAAGAAACAAAGACUUGUUCAUGUAUGCCAUUUAGCACUGAAGGUCACGGUUUAUGGUCGAAUUGCAUAAAAGAAUGGUCAAAGAAACCGAAAGGCGAAAGUAGUGAUUUCGGUGACUUUGUCGAACCAUCUUCAGAAGAUCCGUACGAACUACAUAAAAAAGAAUAUUUUACGCUCUUUAAACAAACAUCGUGUAUUGUUGGUCAUUCCGGAAGGAGAAGUAGAACUUUGAAGUGUAUUGACAACGUUCGCCAAUUAUCUGCAUCGUCUAUAAUGUGCAGUAAAACUGGCUUGGAGGAUGAAAUGUGCUUCAUUAACUGUCCUAGCGAUUGCAUAAUGUCGGAAUGGUCGGCUUGGUCCAGCUGCCGGAACGAUAAAUGCGGUAUAUCUCAUCAAAGAAGAUAUCGUUAUUUAGACAGUGAGGAUUUUGGGGGCGGAAGACCCUGUCCAAUUCCCAAAAAUCAGACUAGGGAAUAUCAAACAAAGCCUUGUUAUACCGAAUGUGUGUAUAAUUGGGUACCAGAACCCUGGAGUAAAUGCCAAAAUGUUGGCAAUUCAUGUGGUAGAUUCAAUAAAGGAACAAAAACGAGGAAGAUUAAAUGCAUAUACAGUGUAAAUGGAACAGAAGUAGAUGCUUCGAAAUGUGACCCGGAAGAAGUACCAAUACACAGAGAGCAAUGCACUUUAGCUUGCCCAGAAGAAUGUGUACUUAGUUUGUGGUCAGAAUGGACUAUAUGCUUACCGCCUUGUUCAUCCAGAAAAAUGAGAACAAGGCACAGAUCAAUAUUAAGACACGGAAAAUUUGGUGAUUGUGGCGAAAGAAUAAAUACUGAACCUUGUGAAGUUAGCAAUUGUGGCGUUUACAAAUGGAAAUGGUCAGAAUUUAGUUCUUGCAUUUUGGGAAAGCAUCAAUGUGGAAUUGGAAAAAAAAUUAGAGUUAAAGAAUGUGUCAAAACAGGAACAGAGAAAUCAGUGCCUUAUUCUCAAUGUAUUAAAUACGGUGCUAUAAACUUAAAAGGAGAAGCUAUGCAAUCUUGCCACGUUCCGUGCCCAUUAGAUUGCGUUGUUUCUGAAUGGUCCGAAUGGUCUGAUUGUUCCAAAACCUGUGGAUAUGCUCAAAAAUUUAGAAAAAGAAGAGUUCUAUUUGAAGCUAAGCACUUAGGAAGAGCUUGUCCAACACCUCUUGUUCAGCAAAAGCCAUGUGCUUUUACAGAAUGUCAUAGAUGGGCUUGGUCUAGCUGGACUUCAUGUAAAAAUGAUGUUGAUUCUUGUGGUUCUGGUAUGCAAAGUCGUUAUUUAAGAUGUGAGAGUACUGAUGGAAAGCUUCUACACGAUGCCUUUUGCCCUAAAAAACCUAAUCUUCUCCGAUUGGGACAAGAACACAGAGAGUGUUAUAAGCCAUGCCCUACGGAUUGUGUACUCUCGGAGUGGUCAUCAUGGGGAUUCUGCUACAGAAAAUGUUCCCACGAAGAUCUUGCCGGGGUACAGACAAGAAGUCGAAUAGUAUUAAAAAGCGCUUCGAAAGAUGGAAGGCCUUGUUCUACUUCAAGAGUUCAGAGCAGAAAAUGCAUCGCACAAACGUGUACGCUAUUUAAAUGGAGAACUUCACCGUGGUUGAGGAAUGAUACAAGAAAAGUUUGGUGCCAGACUAAUCAUGGGGAUAAUGUAGUCAAUGGCUGUUCGUUCGCAUCUCGACCUCCUGGUAUAAAGGAGUGCAACCCCCCUUGCACUGUAAAACAUUCUUAUUGCAAAGAUACGAAUGAAUGUGCCUGUAUGCCGGGAUAUUUUAUCCAGUAUAGUCUUCACAGAACUAUUGCUAAUUGUAGUCCGCCAAGUUCCAAUUUUAGCAAGAAUGCCAUAGAUACGGAAUCAGAAGAAAAUUCACCAGUAAACGUUUGGAUGUUUAUGGUCAUUGGGAUUGGUCUUUUUGUAGUGACAUCAGUAUUUGCUACGCUGUAUUUUAUAUGUAAAAGGGGCAAAGAGAAGAAGAAGGCUAUUUAUAAUCGAAACAAUUCUUUAUUGUCUCAUCAACCUAGUAUGAAGGCUCCUUCCACAGCCACAAAUAACACAUAUUCAUCUUCCGGAAUUAUGUCAACAACACAGCCGUCUUCUUGUUCUGCUUCUACUAAGCAGUGAAAAAAUAAUACAUGUAUUAUAUAUAGUAUAUCUAUUUCCCGUCAAAUUCUCUUUCUCCUUAUCUUCUAUAUUCAUUUGAAAGAAAGAGAUAUUAAUAUAUGCAUUUUAUGUACGUCAUUAUAAACAUUAAUUUAUUUAAAGAAAAAGGAAGAAAAAAGGAAGAAACAAAAAUUUGAACAAUUAAAGGACAUUGUGCUAUUUUUAUACUUGGAAAUUUAUCCAGCAUUUUCUGUUUCUCUAUUUAAUUGUUAAAGAAAAACAAAUUACUUAUACUGUAUAUAUAUAUAUAUAUAUAUAUA